AUAGUAUAGUUCCGGUUCAAGGUUAAGAUACUUUAUAAAUAUUUGUUUGAUUCUUCUUUCGGAAAAGCAUAAGUAAUAGGUUUGCUGAAAACUAAUAGUAAGAGAAAUAGUAGAGCUUUUUAAUAAAAUAUUGUCAUUAUUCUAACUUUUUCUAACGAUGAAAAAACAAUCACUUAUUAAAAUUCUAGGUUUCCAUGCUUUAGUACUAUAACUGUAAUAUAAUAUUUAAACUUGAAUAGAACGUAGACAGUCCUAAAUGAACAGAUCUUCAAUCUUUUCGCAGGAUCGCUUUAUUUCAUUUUAAAAUAUUAACAAUUCCCCCUCAGCUAACUUAAACAUUUUGCAAAAGCUUAGAACCCUAUUGAAGGGGCUUAAUUUAACAACUUUACAAUUAGGAAGGCUUUAGUUUUAAAAAUGCCCAAGGUCAUUUAUGAAUUAUUCUCUUAAAAGAUAAUAUAAAAAAGACUUGUUAUACUUUUUUGUUAUUAAUGAAUGAGAGAGAAAAUCUAAUUUUUUUUUAUCAUUGUGUGCACCGAAGCUGAAAAGGUCUAAUUUAGGUUUCAAGAUCAUCUUUAUUCCUUUUACAAGAUGCUUGAUCAAUUCUUAUAAGAAUAUAUCAGUCAUGCAGUUUAUUACUUGCUUUACAUUAUUACGUUUAUUUAUUAUAUAGGAAAAAAUGGUUGAAGUUAUGAAUGGUGAUGACUUCUUUGAAGGUACCGAAAAAUUGUUGGAAGUUUGGUUUUCAUCUUCCAAUCAAAACGAUAAAGCAGAUAUAAGAGUAAUAUCCAGGAAUGAGUGGGACAACUUAUUAGAUUUGGUUCACUGCAAAAUUAUUAGUAAGAAAUCAAACAGUGAAAUGGAUUCAUACAUAUUAAGCGAAAGCAGCAUGUUCAUCUCCCGUAAUCGUGUUAUUUUAAAAACUUGCGGAACCACAACGUUGUUAAAAGCAUUGAAACCUCUUUUGAAACUUAUCAAAGAUCAAUGUUCCAUGGAUAUUGUUCAAGAUAUUUUCUACUCGAGAAAAAACUUUGAAAGACCAGAAUUGCAAGAUAAGGUACAUCAGAGUUUUGAUGAUGAAACGAGAAUUUUAGAUGAAUUAGUCGAAGAUGGUGCAGCAUACGCCUUAGGAAGUGAUCACCUAUUAAUGACAGAACUUGAUCAAGAUGUUAUGCAAAUAUUCUUUUCGACCAGUGGCAAAACUGGAAAAGAAGCUACUAUGAAAUCUGGAAUUGAUCAAAUAAUACCAGGAGCCACAAUUGACGAGUUCUUAUUUGAACCCUGUGGUUAUUCGAUGAAUGCAAUUAUGCCAGAUUCGAAAUACUUUACAAUACAUAUAACGCCAGAAAAGAAUUUCUCUUACGUUAGUUUUGAGAGCAAUGUGCCCCAGAGAUGCUAUAAGGAAUUAUUAUCAAAAGUUCUUGAUCUUUUUAGACCUGUUCGAUUUGUAAUGACAGUGUUUGCUAAUGAGGCGUCACUAGCUUCUCAAACCCUUAGUGAAAAUUGCAACUAUGAUAACUUCGAAGGAUACAAGCGGUCCGACAAACAACUAUGCCAUUUUAAAAAUUAUUAUUUGUUUUACGCUCAUUUCAAGAAAUGA
Molecule: messenger RNA, 1597 nt
Organism: Dimorphilus gyrociliatus
Lineage: Eukaryota; Metazoa; Annelida; Polychaeta; Dinophilidae
Source: the annotation of a GenBank genome assembly